This is a messenger RNA of Helianthus annuus (common sunflower), 573 nucleotides long. RefSeq names its product GDSL esterase/lipase CPRD49-like. Bases 1 to 573 code for a protein of 190 amino acids. The record is from RefSeq and is a predicted model, not a curated record. Gene Ontology annotation, molecular function: hydrolase activity, acting on ester bonds. NCBI's taxonomy places the organism in Eukaryota, Viridiplantae, Streptophyta, Magnoliopsida, Asterales, Asteraceae. The transcript is spliced from 4 exons.
AUGGCAGAUGAUGUGUGUCUCUUGAUAGUCAUAAAGGGUCUUUCAGACACAACACGUAUAAUUUUCCUCGGUUGUCCGCCUAUGGAUGAGGUCAGAAUUCGCAAGACCAGAGGGUACUUUCAUGACUCCAUUGGUCGAACAAAUGAGUUAUGCCGGAUAUAUUCAGAAGCUUGCAUAAAGUUGUGCAAUGAGACGGGAAUAAAAGUUAUUGAUCUUUGGACCGCGUUUCAAAAACAAGAUGAUUGGUUGACUUACUUUACUGAUGGGAUUCAUUUUUCGAGUUCAGGAAGCAAGAUAGUUGUUAAAGAGAUACUAAAGGUGCUUAAUGAAGCCGAAUGGAAACCAAGUCUACACUGGAAAUCUAUGCCCACUGAAUUUUCGGAAGACUCACCUUACUAUUUAGUCUAUUUGGAUGGAAAACCGACACUAAACCUAUCUGAUUGGACCCUUCAUAGAGAAAUCCAAUGGGACGAAAAACAUGAUCGACCUCAUAGCUUUAAACAAGCGCAUUCGACUAUGACUAAGACAAAACUUUAUGUUGCAAUAACUAAGAAUUGUACUUGUGGCCUCUAA